AUGGAGAAGUUGCUGAGAGCACUGAAGUACCGCUUCCCUCAGCACUUCACCAGGAACGGCCGCAGCAGGACCAUCUCCAAGGGGUUCCCUGUCCCCGCGCGUGGAUCCUUCCUCCGGCACCCAACAGCCCCACCAUCCACCCACAUCCACAGUGCAGGUAAGCUUUCCAAAAGUCAGCUUUUCUCACAUGGUCGUCCUCUCCUGCCGCUCCUGGCAUCACUGUGCUGCUGGGCUGGGAGCAAAGCUCCAACCAAGCUCCUCCUGUCCGGCAAACUCAGCGAGUAUGGUGUGAUCGUCCCCUUCAGCGCCGAUUGCCGAGGCCGCUUCCUCUCGCACGUGGUGUCCGGCGACGCGGUGGCGGGGAUCGGCGAAGCCGCCUGUCCCCCGGCCCCGCGCCCGUCCCGCCGCCGCGUCCCCCGCAGCCCUCUGGAUGAGUCCCCCCAGCGCCGCGGGGCCGGGGGCCGCUUGCUCUACUUCAACGUCACGGUUUUCGGGAAGGAGCUGCACCUCCGGCUGAGGCCCAACCAGCGGCUGGUGCCACCGGGCGCUGUGGCCGAAUGGCAGGAGGAUUUUGAGGUGCUUUUCCGAGAACCCCUCCAGCAGCGGUGCCUUUUCAUCGGUGACAUCUCCGGCAUGCCUGGCGCCGCUGUGGCCAUCAGCAACUGUGACGGACUGGCUGGCCUGAUUCGGACAGACAGCAACGAGUUCUUCAUCGAGCCCCUGGAGAGGGGGCAGCAGGAGACAGAGGAGCAUGGGAGGGCCCAUGUCGUGUACCGCCGGUCGGCCAUCCGGCAGGACAGUGCCGAGCCCCGCCAGGACCUCCACCCCGAAGUGCCCGGCGUGCGGGUGGGCGAUCUCCCCAACUCCCUGGAGCUGAUGACGGAGCGGCUGGGGGAUGCGGAGCGCAAGAGGCGCCAUGCCAGGAAGGAUGACUACAACAUCGAGGUCUUGCUGGCGGUGGACGACUCGGUUGUACGCUUCCAUGGGAAGGAGCACGUCCAGAACUAUGUCCUCACCCUCAUGAACAUAGUGGAUGAAAUUUAUCAUGACGAGUCCCUGGGGGUUCACAUCAACAUCGUGCUGGUCAGGAUUAUCAUGGUGGGAUACCGCCAGUCAGUCAGCCUGAUAGAGCGAGGGAACCCGUCUCGGAGCUUGGAGCAGGUCUGCCGCUGGGCUCACUCGCAGCAGCGCUCCGACCCGGAGCAUGCCGAGUACCAUGACCACGCUGUAUUCCUCACCAGGCAAGAUUUUGGUCCCGCAGGCUACGCACCGGUGACAGGGAUGUGCCACCCGCUCCGCAGCUGCACCCUCAACCAUGAAGAUGGCUUCUCCUCGGCGUUCGUCAUCGCCCACGAGACCGGCCAUGUGUUAGGCAUGGAGCACGACGGCCAGGGCAACCGCUGCGCUGACGAGACGAGCAUGGGGAGCAUCAUGGCACCCCUGGUCCAGGCUGCCUUCCACCGCUACCACUGGUCCCGCUGCAGCAAGCAGGAGCUCAACCGCUACAUUCACUCCUACGACUGCCUCCUGGAUGACCCCUUUGAGCACCAGUGGCCCACGUUACCCGAGCUGCCGGGCAUUAACUACUCCAUGGACGAGCAGUGCCGCUUUGACUUCGGCGUGGGCUACAAAACGUGCACGGCGUUCCGCACCUUCGACCCCUGCAAGCAGCUGUGGUGCAGCCACCCGGACAACCCCUACUUCUGCAAGACCAAGAAGGGGCCACCCUUGGAUGGGACCGAGUGCUCUCCAGGCAAGUGGUGCUUCAAGGGUCACUGCAUCUGGAAGACGUCGGAGCAGCCUUACAGCCAGGACGGUGGCUGGAGCUCCUGGUCCAAGUUCGGCUCAUGCUCCAGAACCUGUGGGGGAGGCGUGCGCUCUCGGAGCCGGAGCUGCGACAACCCGCUCCCGGCGUACGGUGGGCGCCACUGCCCGGGAGCCACCUACGAGUACCAAGUGUGCAACGCCGAGGAGUGCCCGGGGCCCUACCAGGAUUUCCGUGCCCAGCAGUGCUCCAAGCGCAACUCCUACUACACCCACCAGAACAGCAAGCAUGCCUGGCUUCCCUACGAGCAUCAUGACGAUGCUCAGAAGUGUGAGCUGAUUUGCCAGUCCGAGGGAACGGGGGACGUGGUGUUCAUGAAUCAGGUUGUUCACGACGGUACCAGGUGCAGCUACAGAGACCCCUACAGCAUCUGCGUCCGGGGCGAGUGUGUGCACGUCGGCUGUGACAAGGAGGUCGGCUCCCUGAAGCAGGAUGACAAGUGCGGGGUCUGUGGGGGGGACAACUCCCACUGCCGGACGGUGAAGGGUACACUGGCCAAGACGCCCAAGCAGCCAGGUGUUUUGAAGAUGUUUGAGAUUCCAGCUGGGGCGAGACACCUUCAGAUAGAAGAGAUGGAGCCGUCAUCCCACAGCAUUGCUGUUAAGAAUCAAGCCACAGGUAACUUCAUCCUUAAUGCCAAGGGCAAAGAAGCCAAAAGCCAAGUGUUCAUUGAGAUGGGGUUGGAGUGGGAAUACACCGUUGAACAUGGCAAAGAGAGCCUGAAAACCAGCGGCCCUCUGCACGAGGCCAUCAGUGUUUUGGUCAUCCCUCAGGAGGAGGAGACGAGGAGCAGCCUGAUGUACAGGUACAUCAUCCAUGAAGACCUGCUGCCCAUGAUCGGAAACAACAAUGUCCUGCUUGAGGAGAUGGAUUCUUACGAGUGGGCCCUCAAGAGCUGGUCUCAGUGCUCCAAGGCAUGCGGAGGAGGUAGCUUUCCCUUCAGCGACAACCGGAUGGUGCACAGGAACUUCUGUGACAACGGCAAGAAGCCAAAGCCAAUCCGACGGCGCUGUAACCUCCAGGAGUGCUCCCAGCCAGGCUGGGUGGCCGAGGAGUGGGGUGCAUGCAGCAAGUCCUGCGGCAAGCUGGGGGUGCAGGCGCGGGCGGUGCAGUGCGUGCAGCGCCUGCAGGACGGCACCAACCGCACCCUGCACACCAAGUACUGCCCCGGGCAGCGGCCUGAGACGCGCCGGCCCUGCAGCCGCCUGCCCUGCCCUGCACAGUGGAGGACGGGCGCCUGGUCGGAGUGCUCUGUGAGCUGCGGGGAAGGUGUCCAGCAGCGGCAGGUGGUUUGCAAAGGCAGUGAGAACGGCGGGCGCUGCGAGGGCUACAAGCCGGAGGCCGUCCAGGGCUGCCACGUGGCCCUCUGCCCGGGGAAACUCUCUGGCACCACCGCCAGCGCUGAUGCCAAUGACCCCAGCACGCCCAAAGGGCAGCAGGUGCCCCAGGACGGACCCAAAAACCCUGUUAGCAAGAUCUCCUCUAGGGAGCCUUGCCUCGGGGACAAGUCCAUCUUCUGCCAGAUGGAGGUCCUGGCCCGCUACUGCUCCAUCCCUGGCUACAACAAGCUCUGCUGUGAAUCCUGUGGCAAGAAAGCCUCUUCUGCCACCGGCUCACCCCCUGCCACCGCCCCCAGUGCUCCCCCGGGAACCGCUGCUCCCAGCCCUGCUCCGCUGCUCUCCCCCCGCCCCACCGCCCCUGGCCGGGGGGGACCCGGGUGCAGGAUCAUGUCAGGAUCACUGGAGCGGCCAUCCCUGCUGCAGGGAUCUCCCAGGGAUCCACCUAGGACGAAACCCACCGGGCGGUUCAUCAUGCUGCAGGUCUGCAGUGACAAGUCCCCUGGCUGCAUGGUCCCCAAGGGCGUGAUGCUGCGUUAUGGGGUUGUGGGGCUGAGUCUGACCCUGCUGCUGCCCGUCUCCAUUACCUGCUUUCUCGCCUGCCUUGCCACCCCUUUCCACGUUGCAGUACCCUAA
Messenger RNA from Nipponia nippon (crested ibis), 3798 nucleotides. NCBI's taxonomy places the organism in Eukaryota, Metazoa, Chordata, Aves, Pelecaniformes, Threskiornithidae. The record is from RefSeq and is a predicted model, not a curated record.